GUAAAUAAUUCCGGAGAGGCCUUCAAGCUGAAGCAGCGGUAGGGGAGUGUGUGCACGAUUUUACAACGCUAAGCUUAGUGUUAUUUAACUCGAAUAAUGCCGUAUGCUAACCAACCGACGGUGAAGAUAACAGAAUUGACAGACGAAAAUGUUAAGUUUGUUAUUGAAAACACAGAUUUGGCGGUUGCAAACUCUAUCCGCCGUGUCUUCAUGUCAGAGGUUGCCACCAUAGCAAUAGACUGGAUCCAGAUUGAUGCCAAUUCAUCAGUACUGCAUGAUGAGUUUGUUGCACACAGAGUUGGCCUCAUUCCUCUCACAAGUGAUGACAUCGUGGACAAAAUGCAGUAUUCAAGGGACUGUACCUGUGAUGAUUUUUGUCCAGAGUGUUCUGUUGAGUUGACCCUGGACGUCCGGUGUACUGAAGACCAGACGCGUCAUGUCACCUCACGUGACCUUUUGUCCAACAACCCCAGAGUCAUCCCAGUGACUUCCAGGAGUCGAGACAAUGAUCCCAAUGACUAUGUUGAACAAGAUGACAUUUUACUGGUGAAGCUUCGCAAAGGUCAGGAAUUGCGGCUCAGGGCAUACGCCAAGAAGGGCUUUGGUAAAGAGCACGCCAAGUGGAACCCAACCGCGGGGGUAUCCUUUGAGUAUGACCCCGACAAUGCACUGAGGCACACAGUGUACCCACGACCUGAGGAGUGGCCAAAGAGUGAAUACUCAGAGAUUGAGGAAGAUGAGGUUCAGGCUCCCUAUGACCCCAACGGAAAGCCAGAAAGGUUCUUUUAUAAUGUGGAGUCAUGCGGCUCUUUGCGACCAGAAACCAUCGUCAUGUCAGCACUGGCUGUUCUUAAGAAGAAGCUGAGCGACCUGCAGACUCAGCUGAGCCACGAGAUCCAGAGCGACGUGCUCACCAUCAACUGAGGGCCACCUGCCUAACAGAGGAGGACCUGCAUUCACACAGCUUUGCAAUUAACAGCAAGCUCAUCAAGGAUCACUGUUCAGGUCACAUGACACAGUUAUUGUUGGAUUCUCUCUGGAUGCUGACCUUGGAUCUGUAUGUGUCUGUUAUCAAAGGCCAAUCAGUGAGCUGUGGGAAAUUUGAACCAGUAAGAGUACUCUUGAGCUAAGAAUGGUAAAAACUAAACGUUUCAUCAUUAAAAAUCACCGCUCAUUAGUCUUAUGAGAUCCACAUGGACAAAAUUACAAAUGAUGUGGAACUGAUUUUCAUUUGUCUGGACAUGUAUUCUUGAAAUAAUUUCAACUUCAGCAGUGAUCUGAUAACAUAACAUAAGCCACAAUAUCUCACAAUGAUACACAUUUAGUUUUGUUUGGUGGCAGUGUAACACUUAAACUAUUCAAUCAUUAUUUUGUUAAUGUGACUUUUUUAAAAUAAAUCUGUUUCAGGGAA
Scatophagus argus is the source of this 1411-nucleotide messenger RNA. RefSeq names its product RNA polymerase II subunit C (gene polr2c). Gene Ontology annotation, molecular function: protein dimerization activity; DNA-directed RNA polymerase activity. Gene Ontology annotation, biological process: DNA-templated transcription. Bases 97 to 924 code for a protein of 275 amino acids. The record is from RefSeq and is a predicted model, not a curated record. Lineage: Eukaryota; Metazoa; Chordata; Actinopteri; Scatophagidae. Gene Ontology annotation, cellular component: RNA polymerase II, core complex. The transcript is spliced from 9 exons.